Molecule: messenger RNA, 498 nt
Organism: Trichoderma reesei QM6a
Lineage: Eukaryota; Fungi; Ascomycota; Sordariomycetes; Hypocreales; Hypocreaceae
Exons: 1
Coding region: 1-498 (165 amino acids)
Source: RefSeq, a predicted model, not a curated record
AUGCCCUCGCAGCGUCCCUUCUUCCUCUCCUCCUUCUUCAACUCCUUCCGCCAGCAAGCGCCCUCCCUCACCCAGCAAGCAAGCAAACACUCCUCCCAGGCCGCAUCCGCAUCAGCCGCCGCCGCCGCCGCUGCCGCCUCCACAACAGCUGCUGCUGCUGCCGCCUCAGCUUCAUCAAGCGGCGCCUCCUCCGCUGCCCGUGCAAUCUCCACAAGCGCUGCCGCAGCAACGACGACGACGGCGACGACAUCGCCCUCGUCCACCAACGUCGCCAUCCACACGCCCCGCGGCUCGCCCGGCGGCGCCAUUCCCAUCCCUCAUGGCUCGCGCAGGAGAGGCAGCGACAGCAGCAGCGAGGGCUUUCGCGACGCCCUCGGCGCGGACAAGUGGUAUAUCGGCGGCAGGACGGCGGCAGGAGAGGAAAAGUUCUUUAAGCUGGGCGUGAUUCGACGGGUCAGGAGUAAUGAUGGCUUGAGCCUCGAUCGCCUGAGCUUAUAG